Oryctolagus cuniculus (rabbit) is the source of this 2701-nucleotide messenger RNA. The record is from RefSeq and is a predicted model, not a curated record. Lineage: Eukaryota; Metazoa; Chordata; Mammalia; Lagomorpha; Leporidae.
AAAAGGUCCGCUUCAUUGAUAUAUAAGGGGCUACAGGCAGCGCCGCUGUUGCAGAAGCUCGAAGUCGCUGCUUCUUCACCAUGUCUGGUCGCGGCAAGGGCGGGAAGGGCCUGGGCAAGGGCGGCGCCAAGCGCCACCGCAAGGUGCUGCGCGACAACAUCCAGGGCAUCACCAAGCCCGCCAUCCGCCGCCUGGCCCGGCGCGGCGGCGUCAAGCGCAUCUCGGGGCUCAUCUACGAGGAGACCCGCGGCGUGCUCAAGGUCUUCCUCGAGAACGUCAUCCGCGACGCCGUCACCUACACGGAGCACGCCAAGCGCAAGACGGUCACGGCCAUGGACGUGGUCUACGCGCUCAAGCGCCAGGGACGCACGCUCUACGGCUUCGGCGGCUGAGCUGCCCCGGCGGCCCGAGACCCUCCACCCAAAGGCCCUUUUCAGGGCCACCCAUCUCAUCACAAGAAGGGCUGUUUACGCGACCGACAAGGUAACGUCCCGAACUCACUGAGUGGCCCAUGACGCGCCGAUAGCUUAGCGACGCGCGCGUUUGCCUUUGUUCGCGGCGUUGGCGGGUGUCGCCCAAGAUGGCGGGUCCCGCGCAGGAACAAAGGGCGGGCACGCGGCGCAGGCCUGGCCCGAGCCUGGCCCGAGCCUGGUGGCCCAGGGCGAGCUGCUGUAAGUGAGGCGCUGUGCCAGUGGUUUGAUCACAGCCAAGACUAACCCGAUACUCUGGCAGGGCAUGUAGCCCUUUAAGAAAAGUCCUGGUAUAGCCCCGCAUUUUAAGUGCGCCGCUAGGUAUUAAGCCCAGUCCUGUAGUUUUGGUGUAUUGGGGUUUUAACCCUUGCCUGAGGGUCUGUUGGUGCAUUCUUAAAGGCCAAAUUAAAAAUGGCAUUACUCCCCAGAGGCUCCUCUUUACCUAGGAUUGUGUUGUCUUGGUAAGCUUCUGUUAAUAACAGAUUUCCCAUUGAAUCAAAGGUAAAGGAAUAACCCCAGUCUAUCUGAAUGUCUCGCUAGUAGUUUCUGUGGCUUCUGUGCCAGCUUGCGAUCUUUUUUUGAUCUUUCUUGUUAGCCCUCCCUAUACUGUUAAACCUUUAUUCCUGGCCCUGAUCCUAUGUUCGUCCUGGUUUUUCCUAAUAAAUUCUUGCACUUUGUGGUAGAUCCUCGAGUCUCAGAAUGUGUUGUAAAUAAAGACCUAUAAUCCAGGCACCAAAAAGAGAAAACACCAGUCCUGUAACCUUAUUAUCAAGGCCCUGUAGUGACCACAGAUAAUCACACGCUACCCACAUUCUUUCAACUUUAUAAUCCGCCUUGCAUUACAGUAGAUAGAGCAACUUGAAAAUAUUACCAUGCUAUGUAAAAAUACAUAAAUAUCUUCUGGUUCUAUUGUCUGCAUAAUAAGCCCAAUUCUUGUGCUUUAUCAGACACCUGAAUGCCACCAUCUCAUGUACUCCUUCCCCACUAAUGAGCAAUUUCUACAGCAAUGCAUGUUGUGAAUAACUUGUCAUACUAAAGCCUUUUCAUGUCAAACUGUAGGUUUUAUGUAUUUACCUUCCACAAAUAGCCCUCAACACUUUUGGAGAAUUUCCUACACGUUUGCUUUAGAAUUCUACCUGAUUCUCCCAGGCAAAAAUCCUGUUUGGGAUUAGUCUGUACUACACAAAGCACACUUUACCUGCUCCUAGCCCAACCUGACAGUUCUCUUAUAUGGCUUUGGAGUUAAAUGUUGGUAAUGAUUACUGCUUAAUUUCUGCUCAGGAUUUCUUAAGCCUUGGAUAGUGUCUUUUUAGUAUCCUCAAGACCUACAAAAAUUACAGGCAAUGACUGAGUAAAUGUAAUUACUGAAUCAGUGAAACUAGCAAGCUAUCUGGGCCAAGAAUAGACUUGAAUACAAAUAACAAUACCUCUGCUGCCUUAGAACUUUCUUAAGCAGUUUCCUUUACACAAAUGUUGCAUUUCUGACUGCCAACCAUCUGUUGCAGUUUUUAAAAUGCAGAUUGUGAACUAUUUUGUCGGUAAUAAAAUUAAUAGGCCCCAACUAGAGAGAACAGAAUAAAAAGGAAUAACCAAAGUAUCAUGUCUGAGAAAAGUGAAAACUGUCAUAAAAUUUUAGCUUGAAGUGCAUAUGCUUUUUUUUUUUUUUUGCAUGCUUAGGGCUAGUUUAUAAAUACUCCAUUCAAUAAUGCUGUAACACAGAGUUGCAUCAGUGAAAAAAAACUGGCAAAAUCUACCUUUUGCCAUUCAAUUUAUCAGAUGGUGAAAACCAAAACAGAAUGUUCCAUCAGAGCUUUAAUUUUUAAAUACGAUUGUCACAUUGGGAAAAUGAAAUAAACACAGUAAAAUAAACUGUACAAAGGCAAAGUAGAAUAACAAAAAAUAUUUUACUAAAACAUAAGAUUUACAGAAGUUUCCAGACAAGCCAUACAAAAUGGUCACAAGCUGUUUUGAAGGGGGGAAUCUACACUUGACAGCAAAGUCACAAUGUUAUUAGUGAGGGCUGUGAUGUUUGUUUAAUGUUCCCAUUUUGGUUCAAACAAUCAAGCUUGUCCAUCUACAGAGUCUAAAUUGUUAGACUUGGCUAGAGAGCAUAUUCUAAAGAAUUGGUUAGCUGCCUUUAACCAAUGCAAUUAGAUCACCAUAAAGGGGGGGGGGGAGCCCAUAAAAUUAAAAUAAAACAUACCUCCCCCCUAAAAAAAAAUAAAAUAAAA